AUGAAUUUCAAAUACUAUAUUGUAGAUCGUUUGUUACGAGAGCCAUCAUCUUCAAAAGGGUACAACACCAAACGCCUUAAAAGUUUAGAAUCUGCGUCUCAACAUGGAAUGGAAAGGAUGCAGACUGUGCCUGCUGCAAAGCGUGCAAAGAUAUCCAAACCCAAGCAGCCUGUUACAAGGCUUCCUGAUGCAGCAAUUGGUAAGAAGCUACCUGCAGAACCCUACCAGCUUCCUUCUCCUACAGAGUGUUCUAAGUGUAGGGCACGCAAAUUUGCCUUUGAAACGGCUCAUUUUUGCUGUGGUGAUGGUGAAGUUAAGAUAGUUGCAAAUGAUGAUCCUGCACAGCUUGUUAGGCUGUUGACUUCUAUGGAUGAAGACGCUAAACAUUUCAGGCAAUACAUACGUUUAUAUAACAAUAUGUUUGCAUUUACAUCAUUAGGUGGAAAAUUUGAUGCUAAAACAAAAAUAGGGAUCUAUGUUUUUAAACUACAUGGGCAGCUAUAUCAUUAUAUUCCUUAUCUACUUCCUGGAAAAGAAGGCCCUAAAUACAUGCAGCUCUAUUUUUAUGAUGGAGAGCUUGAAGCAAAGAAACGGCUAGGCUGUUUUCCAGAACUAAGGGAAGAUGUGUUAGCUAUUCUCAUGGAAGUCACUAAACGUGUUUACAAUGCUCCUUCCACUGAUGAGGUUUCUGUCAUAUGGCCAGAAAAUACGUCUUCAAGUGAGUCUGAAAGUCCUCAUAUUCUGGUCACAGCAAAAAAAGAACCGUCUGAACAUGAUUCAUUGGAAGAUGAUUUACCUGAGGAUGAUUCACUUGACAACGAUUCAUCUAGGAAAAAAUCGUGUCAUAGAAUCAUGCACUAUUACGGCUGCUAUGAUCCCUUACAAUAUCCGCGGCUUUUUCCAUAUGGUGAUUGUGGGUGGACUCAAGGUGCAAGUGGAGGCUCAUCGAAAACUAAUAGAAACAUUUCAGCAAGAGAAUACUAUGCAUACAAAUUGCAAUGCAGACCAAAUAACAUGUUGCUAAAAGCAGGAAGAUGCUUCCAGCAGUACAUAGUCGAUAUGUAUGUCAAAGUGGAGAAUACUCGGUUAAAUUUCUUCCGUAGAAAUCAACAAACGAUAAGAGCAGAUCUAUAUCAAGGGAUCCUUGACACUAUUGAUUGUGGUGAAAACUGUGCAGCAAACGUGGAACGUAGGGUCAUCUUGCCUCCAACAUUCAUUGGUGGUCCUCGAGAUCUUAAAAAGAGAUACUUAAAUGCAAUGUCUUUGGUGCAGCGAUUUGGUAAGCCUGAUUUAUUCGUUACAAUGACUUACAAUGCUAAUUGGCUUGAAAUUAAACAAGAGCUAGCUGUUGGAGAAAAAGUACAGGACAGGCCAGACAUAGUUGCAAGAAUUUUUAGAGCAAAGGUUCUUGCUUUAAAGCAUUUGAUUAAAAAGAAAAAGGUGUUCGGGGAGGUAGCAACAAUGAUCUAUGUGAUUGAAUUUCAAAAAAGAGGUUUACCUCAUGCCCAUUUUCUAAUCAUUCUAAAGCAAGACUAUAAAAUCAAAUGCCCUGCUGAUUUUGAUAAGUUUUUUGUGCUGAAAUACCAUCUACUGAUAACAUGCAUCUUAGGAAAAUUGUGCUAA
This is a messenger RNA of Chenopodium quinoa (quinoa), 1623 nucleotides long. RefSeq lists its product as uncharacterized. The record is from RefSeq and is a predicted model, not a curated record. The coding region runs from base 1 to 1623 and encodes 540 amino acids. The transcript is spliced from 5 exons. NCBI's taxonomy places the organism in Eukaryota, Viridiplantae, Streptophyta, Magnoliopsida, Caryophyllales, Amaranthaceae.